UGACUUGACUUGUGCGGCGGGUCUGACUGCGGUGGAGCGACAUGCCGGUGGACGCUGGAGAGACACAGACUCCGUCCGUAGGGGGCGCUGCCGAUGCUGGAGGCGGGGAUGUUGCGCUGGAAGUGGCCGCGGGAGGAGCCGUUGCUGCCCGGGGGGCUCUGCUGCCUGACCGGCGGGGUGUGUCCGGCGAUUUGAACAUCCAGGGGGCCCCCUGUUCAGAAACCCCCCUCUCCAACCGCCAUGAUGCGGCUGCCGCAGCUGGGACUACGUUCAGCUCGCUUGGCACAGCUGGCACAGCUGGGACUACAGUCGGCCCACUUGGCACAGCUAGCAGACCCGUGUCUACAGUGGGAACAGCUGGCACAACCGUGUCUAUAGUCAGCAAAGCUGGCACACCCUCAUCUACUGUCGGCAUAUCUGGGACUACAAUCGGCUCGCUUGGCACAGCUGGCACACCUGUGUCUAUAGUGGGCACAGCUGGGGCCAUAAUUGGCUCACUUAGCACAGCUGGCACACCUAUGACUAUAGUAAGCAAAGCUGGCACACCCUCAUCUACUGUUGGCACAGCUGGGACUGCAGGUGGCUCACUUGGCACAGCUGGCACACCUGUGUCUACAGUGGGCACAGCUGGGGCUACAAGCAGCUCACUUGGCACAGCUGGCACUUCCGUGACUGCAGUGGGCACAGUUGGGGCUACAGUUGGCCCACUUGGCACAGCUGGCAGACCUGUGUCUACAGUGGGCACAGCUGGCACGCCCGUGUCUAUAGUGGGCACAGCUGGGACCAUAAUUGGCUCAUUUGGCACAGCUGGCACGCCUGUGGCUAUAGUCAGCAAAGCUGGCACACCCUCAUCUUCUGUCGGCAUAUCUGGGACUACAGUCGGCUCACUUGGCACAGCUGGCACACCCGUCUCUACAGUAGGAACAGCUGGCACAACUCUGUCUAUAGUGGGCACAGCUGGGGCCAUAAUUGGCUCACUUGGCACAGCUGGCACACCUAUGACUAUAGUAAGCAAAACUGGCACACCCUCAUCUACUGUUGGCACAGCUGGGACUGCAGUUGGCACAGCUGGCACACCUGUGUCUACAGUGGGCACAGCUGGGGCUACAAGCAGCUCGCUUAGCACAGCUGGCACUCCUGUGGCUGCAGUUGGCACAGUGGGCAGAGCUGGGACUACAGUCGGCCCACUUGGCACAGCUGGCAGACCUGUGUCUACAGUGGGCACAGCUGGCACACCCAUGUCUAUAAUGGGCACAGCUGGGGCCAUAAUCGGCUCACUUGGCACAGCUGGCACACCGGUGGCUGUAGUCAGUACAGCUGGCACACCCUCAUCUACUGUCGGCACAGCUGGGGCUACAAUCGGCGCACUCGGCACAGCUGGCACAUCCUCGUCUGCGGUUGUCACCGCCGGCACACCUGUCUACAUAAAUCUGCACACCUCCGGUGUGUCCAGCACCCCUUCCUCCACGGUGCCUAAGAUUGUGAUUAGCGCCGGGCGACUUGGCUCCGAGCUCCCAGCCGCGAUCGGGACCAGAUCGAGUCCCGCGGCGCUUCCUCCGAAAGCUGCAGGCCAGGGCGGCGUCGGCGUCAGCUUGGCGACCGCCUCGCAGGUCGGGGUUGCUCGGCUCGCCACGAUUUCCCAGGUGCCGGGCAAGGAGACCGUAAUCACCCUGCCCAGGGCUGCAACUCCGCAGGCCAGUGGGGGGCAGCGCGGCGCUCAGGGCGCCUCCGUGCAGCUGCCUGCCAACUUCCAGAUCCCUCAAGGCAUGAUGCUCAUCAGGAGCGAGAGCGGGCAGCUUAUGCUGGUGUCCCAGCAGGCUCUGGCCCAGGCCCAGGCCCAGGGGAUCAUCCCUAGGGCCGCCGGGACUGCCAACGGCUCCGUCGCCAGGGCCGCGGCGCCGCAGGGUUCUGCAGCAGCAGCUUUUAAGAAAGCGGAUGCUGCAGCUGCUGUAAGAGCACCACCUGUGCCGAGCAGCACACCUGGCACUUCCUACCAAAAGAUGUCUGUCCUAAAGGUAAGAGGCUACACUGCUGGUCAAACUGUGCGUCCAGCUGUCCCCCCACAAAGUGCUGCGCCUUUGGUCAUUCCCACUAAAACUGAGGGACCCAAAACCGCACCUGUAGCCACCAUCUCUGCGGAAACCCUGGAGAAUGUGAAGAAAUGUAAGAAUUUCCUAGUGACGUUAAUUAAGCUGGCCUCCAGCGGAACACAUUCUGCUGAAAUGGCAAAAAAUGUGAAGGAGUUGGUGAAAAGUCUGCUGGAUGGAAAAAUUGAGCCAGAGGAGUUUACAGACAGACUUUACAUGGAGCUGAAGUCGUCUCCACAGCCUUAUCUUGUUCCCUUUCUCAAGAGGAGUCUACCAGCUGUGCGCCAGCUCACCCCAAACUCGCAGCUCUUCAUCCAGCAGUGUGCACCGCUGUCGUCCACAAAGCCCACUCCCGUCCCUGCAGCUGUACCGCCUAUGACUGGGGCAGCAGUGAGCAAGACCUUGCAGGCAAAUGCAGGGGUUAACCAGCCGCUUAAAGCCACGCAGGCUACCAGGCCCACCCAGCUGGUGAUCCAGCAGCCUAGAGGAGUUGUGAUAAAGCAGUCUGCCGUGCCGGCGUCUGCGCAGAGCAAAGCCGCACCAAAGCAGCUGGUGACAGCGCUGCAGACGACUUCACAUCCCACAGGAGCGGCUGUGAAGCAGUCACCUCUUCAGGUGUCCAGAAUUAUCAGCCUGCAGCCCCCUCAGGUGCAGAAAAUCCCCUUCAAGGACACUGCAUCUGCAUCCUUCAGAGACGAGGAUGACAUCAACGAUGUGGCCUCCAUGGCAGGUGUGAACCUCAACGAGGAGAACGCUCGCAUCCUAGCAACCAACUCGGAGCAUGUGGGUACCAUAGUGCGGUCCUGCAGAGAUGACCCAUUCCUCUCAGUGGCUGCUUUACAGAAGCGGAUCGUGGAGAUCGGUAAGCGGCACGGCGUCGCGGAUAUCGGCACGGAUGUUGUGAGCCUUGUGUCUUACGCCACACAGGAGCGGUUAAGGGAGCUGGUGGAGAAGCUGACAGCAGUGGCCCAGCAUCGAAACGCAUCGUACAAGGAUGACCUGACCUAUCGGCAGACGACUGACACUCGCUCCCAGCUACGGUUCCUGGAGCAGCUGGACCGGCUGGAAAGGCGCAGGAAAGAGGAGGAGGAGAGGGAAGUGCUCCUACGCAUCGCCAAGAGCCGUUCAAACCGAGAAGACCCUGAGCUGCUACGACUGAAGCAGAAGGCCAAGGAGAUGCAGCAGUUGGAACUGGCACAGACGCAACAAAGAGAUGCAAAUCUGACUGCGCUCGCAGCUAUUGGGCCUAGGAAGAAACGACCACUCGAGUCCCUGGGCUACGGAUCGGGAAACGAGGCACCUGGCGCUCUUGCUUCCUCGGCCUCCUCUGUCGUCAAGCAGUCGUCGGUCCACAGGGUCACCAGGGUCAGCCUGCGGGACCUGGUCUUCUGCAUGGAACAGGACCCGGCACUGAGGCACUCGCUCUGCUUGUACCGGGCUCUGAUCAGAUGACCUUUGGGGUCACGGAAGCAGCGCUCUUGCACGUGGCUCUGCUGUAUCGGUCUCUCUCUCUC
Scleropages formosus (Asian bonytongue) is the source of this 3601-nucleotide messenger RNA. RefSeq names its product transcription initiation factor TFIID subunit 4-like. Bases 42 to 3539 code for a protein of 1165 amino acids. Gene Ontology annotation, molecular function: DNA binding; RNA polymerase II general transcription initiation factor activity; protein heterodimerization activity. Lineage: Eukaryota; Metazoa; Chordata; Actinopteri; Osteoglossiformes; Osteoglossidae. The record is from RefSeq and is a predicted model, not a curated record. The transcript is spliced from 15 exons. Gene Ontology annotation, cellular component: transcription factor TFIID complex. Gene Ontology annotation, biological process: transcription initiation at RNA polymerase II promoter; DNA-templated transcription.